This is a messenger RNA of Zea mays, 997 nucleotides long. It is a transcript of the gene RAB2A, whose product is annotated as Ras-related protein Rab-2-A. The record is from RefSeq and is marked provisional. Gene Ontology annotation, molecular function: GTP binding; GTPase activity. NCBI's taxonomy places the organism in Eukaryota, Viridiplantae, Streptophyta, Magnoliopsida, Poales, Poaceae.
CUGCAAACCCCUCCUCCGAUUCCUCCCCCGCACGCGGAAGCCCCCCGCAGCUCUUCGUCCCCGGAGGACCAAGACCACCACCGGAGAUGUCGUACGCCUACCUCUUCAAGUACAUCAUCAUCGGCGACACAGGCGUCGGUAAGUCGUGCCUGCUGCUGCAGUUCACCGACAAGCGCUUCCAGCCCGUCCACGACCUCACCAUCGGCGUCGAGUUCGGGGCCCGGAUGAUCAACAUCGACAACAAGCCCAUCAAGCUCCAGAUUUGGGAUACGGCUGGUCAAGAGUCAUUCAGAUCCAUAACUAGAUCAUACUACAGAGGAGCUGCUGGUGCUCUUUUGGUCUAUGAUAUCACUAGGAGGGAGACUUUCAAUCACCUUGCAAGCUGGCUGGAGGAUGCAAGGCAGCACGCGAAUGCUAACAUGACGAUAAUGCUUGUUGGGAAUAAGUGUGAUCUGUCUCACAGGCGUGCAGUGAGCUAUGAGGAAGGCGAGCAGUUCGCAAAGGAACAUGGUCUUAUCUUCAUGGAGGCCUCUGCAAAGACCGCGCAGAAUGUCGAGGAGGCAUUUGUUAAGACUGCUGGAGCAAUCUACAAGAAAAUCCAAGAUGGCGUUUUCGAUGUAUCUAAUGAGUCUUAUGGGAUCAAAGUUGGAUAUGUAGUCCCUGGCCAAUCUGGAGGUGCUGGUAGCUCUUCUCAAGGUGGUGGCUGCUGCAGCUAAUCUGCUAACGCCCUUAUGUACAAAGGCAUAUCUGCGGUGUAGCUGCGUUAUCUCUAUGUUGCUGAGCGUAAAAUAGUUACUGCUCCAGGGUGCUUUGUUAUUUGAUGCACCAACGGGUGGCAGUGCCUGAACGAUUUGAGACAUUCAGUUUUAUUUAUGUCAGGUGUUCAUAAACAUUCUGUAAAUCACUAGAUUCUUCACCGUCAUUCGUCAUUAAGCGCUCACAAAUUCUGUCCGUUUGCGCGUGUAAAUAAGAUACCUCGAUGCAUCGUUUGGUGCGA